AUGGAGGAAAAUAGCUGCGAGGAUGAUGAUGACACUUAUGAGUCCUUGGAGAAGCAUUUCAAGGAUGUCCUCAAUCAGCUGACUGAAGACAAGGACAUGUGCAAGUUUCACAUGGAAUAUGAGAAGCUCACCAACGCCCUGAGGAAGUCCCAUGAGAGCGAGAGGAGGCUCAUGACCAAAUGCCGGGAGCUUAAUGCAGAAAUUGUGUCCAAAUCAACCAAAAUUGCUACCGCGCUUAAGUUGUCCCAGGAAGACCAGGCAACAAUUAUUUCUUUGAAGAAGGAAGUAGAAAAGGCUUGGGAAAUGUUUGAUGCAGUCCACAGCAAAGAAACUAUGGCCAAGGAAACAAUUCAGUCUUUGAAAGAAGAAAUUUCCAACUUGACAAAGCAAGUGGAAGAAGGGGCCAAUUUGUCCAAGGGUAAAGACAGUGUUCAUGAUCUGUUGAGCAUGAAUGACAAACUGACCAAGGAGAGGGAUGAGCUGCUGAGUACUGUGGAGAUCCUAAGAGAAAAUUUAACUGAGGCCACCAGCAACCAAGAAGAGAUGGAAUCCCAGAAAGAGAGUACCUUGGAGACUGUUUCUAAGCUUCAGCAGGAGCUCCAGGUCUAUCAGAGCAAGAUCACCAGAGAGUCCUGGCGGAAUGAGAAGCUGGAGAAGGAGGUGAAUCAGCUGCAUGCUGACAUGGGGGCCAAGACAGCGGAGAUCAAAUCCCUCACCCUGCAGAGCCAGCGGGCCAAAGAUGAGCAGCAAAGACUGGAACAGCAGCUGGAGGAACUGAAGACCCUGAAUGACCGAGCCAGCAGUAAGAUGGAGCAGCUGCAGGUGCAGAAUUCCAAGCAGCAGCAAGAGAAUGAGCAGCUUUCCUGGGCCGUAGACCAGUUGUCAACGGAGAAUCAGCAGAAGGCAACUGACCUGAAGAUGAGGGAAGAAGAGGUGAAUCAGAAGCGCCAGGAGAUUGUGAAGGUGAUGAAGAUGAGCAAGGCCAUCCAAAAGAAGCUCCACCAGAUGGAGGAUCAGAAGGCGGAGGCAGACAGGCAAAGGGAGGUGCUGCAAACACAGCUCACCAAACUGGGAAAAGAGCUUGAGGCUUCUCAGAAGCAGGCAGAAGCUGACAGGAAGAGCAUAGAUGAGCUGGUGCGAGAGAGGGACAUCUUGAAUAAGAAAAUGAUCCAAGCUGCAGUUGCUAAGGAAGAGCAGCAGAGCUUUGUCAAGCUGCAAGAGCAGACCAAGAAGAAUCUGGAACAAGAGAUUCACAACUACCGGGAAGAGACGGAGAGACAACGCAAGACCAUCCAGCAGCUGGAAAAGAACCGCAACCGUCACAUCAACGAGACCAGCAGCCUCAUGCAGAAGGUGCAGCAGCACAUGAGUGAUAUUGAGAUAAGAGAGAAAGAGCUAUUUGAGUACAAGAAGAAGACUGCAGAGAUGGAACGCACACUUAAGCAGCAGCAGAACCUGUUUGAGUCGGUCAUGGCUGAGAGGAACCUCUACAGCAGGAACCUCGUUGAGAAUCAGGUUGAUAUCACAGAGAUGAAGAUUAAGCUGAAGAUCAUGAACAAGGAGAAUGACCAGCUGAAGGAGCAGUCCAGUGGUAAAGAACUGGCCCUUCUCAAGGAGCACCAGGAGUUCCAGCGUGUGGAGAGGGAGAACGAGGCCCUCAAGGGGGAGCUGCAGCUAUUGAAGCAGCAGGCAGAGGAGGCAAAGCAGCGCGUUGACAGCCAGGAGGCAGAGGAGCAAAAGCUGCACAAGAUCAUAGCCGAUGCUGACGCUGAGAAGCUGCGACAGAAGCAGGAAAUGGACCAGGUGAUCCAUGAUAGAGACAUCUUCGGCACCCAUCUGCUGCGGCGCAACGAUGAACGGGCUCUGCUGUACAAGAAGAUCAGCAUCCUGCAGACCAUCCUGAACAAGGGCGACCGGCAGUACAACCAGCGUCUGGACGACAUCCGCCUGCUGAAGCUAGAGAUCAAGAGGCUGAGGCGCGAGAAGGGCAUCUUGGACAAGGGCGAGGUCACCAUGGAGGACCUGAGGAGGGAGCUAUUUCAUACGGAGAGAGAGCUUCAGAAAGAGAGGACAAGGUGCCGCGCCCUUGAGGAGCAGCUGAAAAACCCCAUUCAAGUACAUCGAUGGAGAAGGCUGGAGGCCACUGACCCUGACAAAUACCAGCUGAUCCUGAAGAUCCACUCCCUACAGAGACGCCUGAUCACUAAGACCCAAGAAGUAGUGGAUGAAGAGCUCUUGCUGCAGGAGAAGGAGAAACAGUAUGGGGAGCUAAAGCAAAUUAUGGCCAGGUGGCCUGGUCCAGAGGCAGCAGAGAAGCUCCAGGAGUGUCAGAGGACCAUCAGGGACAAGACAGACAAACUCAAGGCGCUAUCGGCAGAGGUUAACAUGUACUACGCGCAGACAAAGGAAUACAAGCUGGAGAUCCAGAGGUUGAACCACGAGCUGCACAACAUCAAGAUGAAGUACUUGAGUCAGAAGCAGCAGCAGAGAGAGGAGAGUAGCAAGGCCAAGGUGGAACAUCCAACCGCUCUGCCCCCCAUCAGCAGCAAACUGGCUUUAACCGGAGGAGGCUUCAGACUGGACAAACUGCGCAAGAACUAA
This is a messenger RNA of Lampris incognitus (smalleye Pacific opah), 2601 nucleotides long. It is a transcript of the gene cfap58, whose product is annotated as cilia and flagella associated protein 58. The record is from RefSeq and is a predicted model, not a curated record. Gene Ontology annotation, cellular component: cytoskeleton. Bases 1 to 2601 code for a protein of 866 amino acids. NCBI's taxonomy places the organism in Eukaryota, Metazoa, Chordata, Actinopteri, Lampriformes, Lampridae. The transcript has 18 exons.